Nycticebus coucang (slow loris) is the source of this 6902-nucleotide messenger RNA. It is a transcript of the gene ST3GAL1, whose product is annotated as ST3 beta-galactoside alpha-2,3-sialyltransferase 1. Gene Ontology annotation, molecular function: beta-galactoside (CMP) alpha-2,3-sialyltransferase activity. The record is from RefSeq and is a predicted model, not a curated record. The transcript has 11 exons. The coding region runs from base 1272 to 2294 and encodes 340 amino acids. Lineage: Eukaryota; Metazoa; Chordata; Mammalia; Primates; Lorisidae.
GAGACCGCUCCCAUUCUCAGCCCGCCUCCCGCUUCCCCGGCUCCACCGGAGCCCACUAUGCCAGACAGUUUCGACACUUUGCAAGGACAAAGAGCCCUAGACCGGAGGGGGGAGGAAGAGGAGGAAGAAGAGGAGAGAGAAGGAAGAGGCGACGUGAGCUGGGAAGGGGGCCAGGGUGGGGAACACCCUCUCUUGAUUCUCUUCGGAGCCCCCGCAUGCCCCAAACCCGGAAACUCCAGCGUGUCUGCAGCCGCGUGGACACCAUUUUCAGAUCCCAACUUCUUCAACAGAAAAUGCCAAGGAGAGAUAAUGAGUCCCUCCAGGAGUUGAAGUGAGCAAACACUUUGUGGCCAGGACAAUCCUAGAUGUGGACCAGACAUGGCCAGUCACUUAGUCUGUUGAGGAGUCCUGAUGAUCGAAAUUAAGUUUCGCUGGAGGCUGAGACAACAGAACUCUCUCUGAAAGCAGAAGUGUCAGACCCAGAGGCUUCCAUGGUGGCAGAAGAGGAGUUUGUCUUCAUGGAGAUGGAAUUCCCUGCAGAAUAUACACACAGGAAGUGACAGUGGAGAUCAUACAGUCAGAACUUUCAUUCUGGUUGGGGACCUGAAGCCUCAGCACCCACGUCCCUUGGCUCUAUUCCGGUGCCCUUCUCUUCCCCACACUGGGGCUUGGCAGAUGAAGAAACUGAGGCUCGGAGAGGUUAAGGAGCUCCGCUGAAGUCACAUGGCUGAUGACAGCCAGCCAGCCCUCUGCCUUCACCCUCUGCCUCUGCCGUGUAACUGCUGCAUCUCUGGCGACAACACAGGGAAGACGAAGCUAUCAUUGAGGCUCAUCUUUCCUUCCUCUUAUGCCGGCACCCUUCCUUCCAGGGCCUCACCCUCAAGGGACCCAGAUUGUCACAAAGAUUAAUUACCACUCAACCCCGUUGGAAGGAAAAGGAGAUCUCUGAUUAAAGCUUCGUUAAGAGACAUCAUCAACUCUGGGAAGCUUGCAGGAGAGUAGGCUACUUUAUUUUUUGGAAAGACAAUUAUAGGCAAGCGGAGCCAACACACCACGAAUGGCCUUUGUGUACCACAUGGUGAUGUCGGGGACACUGGGGUGGCCGUGCUCCAGCGGUAGUGAGGUUGGCCCCAGCAGCCCCUGAGUGCUCCCUGGGAAUUCCCGCUGUCUCUUUGGAUCAAGCUGCCAUCUCUGGGAUUUUUCCUGUAUUUCUCCUCCAUUGGGAGAGAUUUCCUCCAGCCCGUCACAAGGACUGCCAGAAGGUAGUGAAGAUGAUGACCAUGAGAAAGAGGACCCUCAAAGCGCUCCUCCUCCUCCUCCUCUUCAUCUUCCUCGCCUCCUUCUUCCUCAGCUACUCCCACACCGUGGUGACCACCACCUGGUUCCCCAAGCAGAUGGUCAUGGAGCUCUCGGAGAGCCUGAAGAAGCUCGUCCAGUACAGGCCCUGCACCUGCGCCCACUGCAUCGGCCAGCGCAGGGUCUCCGCCUGGUUCGACGAGAGGUUCAACCAGACCGUGCAGCCACUGCUGACGGCACGGAACGCCCUUCUGGAGGAGGAAACCUACAGAUGGUGGCUGAAGCUCCAGCGUGAGAAGAAGCCCAGUAACUUGAACGAUACCAUCAAGGAGCUGUUCAGAGUCGUGCCUGGGCACGUGGACCCCAUGCUGGAGAAGAGGUCUGUGAGCUGCCGGCGCUGUGCUGUCGUGGGCAACUCAGGCAACCUGAGGGAGUCCUCCUACGGGCCAGAGAUCGACAGUCAUGACUUUGUGCUCAGGAUGAACAAGGCACCCACAGCAGGGUUUGAGGCUGACGUCGGGAGCAAGACCACCCACCACCUGGUGUACCCUGAGAGCUUCCGGGAGCUGGGGGAGAACGUCAGCAUGGUCCUGGUCCCCUUCAAGACCAUGGACCUGGAAUGGGUGGUGAGCGCCACCACCACGGGCACCAUCUCCCACACUUACGUCCCUGUCCCCACGAAGAUCAAGGUGAAACAGGAUAAGAUCCUGAUCUACCACCCGGCCUUCAUCAAGUACGUCUUCGACAACUGGCUGCAGGGCCACGGGCGCUACCCAUCCACCGGCAUCCUCUCUGUCAUCUUCUCCCUGCACGUCUGUGACGAGGUAGAUUUAUAUGGCUUUGGGGCAGACAGCAAAGGAAACUGGCACCACUACUGGGAAAACAACCCAUCAGCCGGGGCUUUUCGCAAGACAGGGGUACACGACGCAGACUUUGAGUCCAACGUGACAGCCACCUUGGCAUCCAUCAACAAAAUCCGGAUCUUCAAAGGGAGAUGACGCUGUGAAGGGUUUAGGAUGGACGUGCCAUCAAGCCUCUGGGUUUGCAGCCCCAGCAUCUUGCCAGAGCCGUUCUGUCUAGAGGCUUCACGGGCCAGCCUCAGGGGUGUCCCCAGGUGCUUCUUGCAGCCUCCUGCACCCCAGCCUUUGGCAACUUCCCCUCAUCAAGGUCACUGAACUCCGCCAAGACUGUAGAACAAGUCUCAGAACCUGUUUCAUGUGGGGAGAGCUUCAUCCCACUGCUGUCCUAGGGCUGGGGAAACUCUGGGAAUGCUUCAGUCUCCAAACACUAAAAUCAUCUGGCUUCUGGGACAGGGUCAGGAGUCAAAUCUGAAGACUCUCCCGUAUUCUAAUAGACAGAAGCCUUUCCCAGGGAAGAUGGAGAGACACACGGCCCCCAGGGGCCCAGCGCUGACUGUUGGGCUCUGAUUCUCGGCUGGGAUGUUUCUGAGUGACAGUUACCUCCAGGACACAGCCACGUUGGGCUACCCAGGUGCUGCAGGCACCAUGCUGCCCUUCUUUGCACGAAGCCUGGCCUCUCACUUGGUGACAGCCCUUUGUUCCCAAAGUUCAGUGAUGACUUCCCACCCUGGAGAUCUUCACGGAAGCUUGGCAGUGUGCUUCUCCUGAGAUGCCUCUUCCCAAGUGGGCGUUCCCCUGAGCAGUCAGUCUCCGUGGUUAUCAUCACAGCUGAGCGCAGCGCAGCUCUGCCCACUCCCUGGGGCCUUGGUGUUUGGGGAAGAAAUGCAUGCAUUGGCUCAAAUGAGACAAACGCUCCUCUGGGGAAACGCAGUCCCCUCUAGUAGCACACCCUUGCCCCAGAGCUGGGUACAUCUUCUCGGGUUUUCCAAGCCCGCACCUGAUCUGGAAUAAAGUUCAGAUGAUACUCAAAGCCACCCAGAGGCACAUCAGUCGGGAACAUACACUCUUAUUUUCUCAGACUGUUGGAUUUGGUGUCUGUAACCACCAGUGCCUCCAACCAGGAGGGUUCCAACAGCAUUUGCCUCAAGGGCCUGAGCUCUGGGCCAUGUCCCUGCCGGCCACCUCUGGGAUGUCCUAGGGCUCUGGGUGGGGAGCAUCCAAGGAGUGGUGACUGCACUUACCUCAUCUUUUCUUCAGCCUCCCUGAUUAUUUAUUGAUUUUCUUUUCUUUUUCAUUCAGCUGACAUUGUGUGCAUUCUGGCGUGGUUGCUGGUCCUGGUGUUUGAAUGAAGCUCGCUAUUGCCUAACCCAGCAGCAGGGAAGAGGGGCUUAAAGAGACUUGUAGGAAUUCUCAGACUUGAGGGCUUGGGGCUGGCAGUUGGGCGGACCCUGCCAUGUCAGUCCUUGGUGGUUUGUGUUGUUCCUGCCCCAACCUACCAUUCCAGCCAGACCUUGCUUCCUCAUGUAGUGUUGGACCCAUUCUCAGGCUGGCAGUGUCCAAAACUCAUUGAGACCCAUUGUGGCCAGGUGGGGAGUGGGGCAGGCAGACAAGGACAGUGAUGGUUGGCUGCAGCUCUGAUGCUUCAGCAGGAAAACCACUUUUUUUGUUAAAAACAUUUGUUAAAAGGCCACUGUUGUUUGGAGAGGUGACCUUUUAGGAUGAAGUAUCAGAAGUCAUAGGACAAAUUCUCCCCAUCCCUGGGCUCAGAAUCCCCCUCUGCAGCCUGGCUAGGAGGAAUUAUGAGGGCUUAGGGACCUCGUUCAGGGUCAGAGAUGGCUUUAGGCCAUUCACAAUAGUCCCCAGAAAUUGUAUGCCAAGUUUUUUUCCCCUGAAUUCUAUGCAUAUGAGCACUUUUCUGGGGAAAGAUUCCAUGCAUUUAUUACAUUCUCACCUACUCCAAAUUCAGAAAGUGUUAAACAACAAACAAACCUGUUUCAGCUUUAAAAUUCUCCAACACGGAAGACUUUCUUGAUCAGUACAGGCUGUUGUGUUGCUGUGAGUCACUCUGAAGGUUCUCACCCCUCCAGGGCGCCCAGCCCUGCCUGGCAUGAAGAACUCAGCAAACGUUUGUGAGUUGGCCGAUCAGUCCCCGGGCCAAAGUUGAAUUAAAUGAACGUUGAUAGAGAGAGCCGUAUUGACUACGGACCUCUUCCCCCUUUCCUAAAAGUGGGUCUGUUUGGGGGUGAUAAGUUCAGUAGAGCAAUCUAUGUUUUUGGAUUUUCCUGAUUAAGAACAGGUCCCUGAGGUGAAGAAGUGUCCAUUUCUGAGCUCGGCGCUGCCUGGUGGUGGUUCUCGGUCUGGACUUCAAGCUGUGAGACAACUUCCGGCCUCCCACAUCUAGCGCUCUCAUUUUACAAUGGGAAAAGCACAGCACGGAGUAGGGAAGGGGUGUGUAGCAGUGAUUGGAUUACAACAACACAAGUCAGAGUUUGGGCAAAAAUAAGGUGUAAUUGACUCUAUGUUGAAAUUGUCCAGAGUUGGGCUGUGUCCUGGUAACACUUAUCCAGCAUCUUGAAAAGUGUGACCAUAAUGUAGGCGACUCUGCUCUGCUUUCAGCACUGAGCUCCCUCUACAGGCUGCCAGAGGGGCCAGCUUGUCUCAGCCUUCUCCUGCCCUACCCCCCAGUGAAGGAGGCUGCAUUCCUGUUUCACAGAAGACUCGUCUCAAGACUCACUGGCUUAGCAGUAGAUACUUACCCAAAUUAAUGCCGGUUGUUGGGGCCAGAACUAAAUGCACCAAUUGGCUCAAGCCAACUGGAGCCCAUCCCUGGGGUGAAGGUGUCUAAGAAUCGGACAAGAGUGUUGCUCAAAGGACAGUGGGUGUGCUGUCGGCAGGAGGACAAGACAUGCCCUUGCUGGGCAGGCGUGGGCAGGAUGCUCCCUUGGCCCCUGAAUCCCAGCUGAGGGCUCUGCCCACCCUGUAGGUGUAAAGCCCCUUGGAGACCAGCACUGGGCUGUAGGAGGGGAGCAGACAGCACUGAGCCUGAAGCCACAAAGGCCGGGGCUGUGAGGUCUCAGCAACACCCCAGCCUCUGGGGUUCCCCCAAACUCCAGGAGGUAGAUUCUCUAGAGCUGGAGCCCCAUGCCCCUCUCCUGCCCUGGUUUGUAACCUCUGUGUUUCCAGAAGGAAUUGGGGCAGAGGGCUAGGUUUGUGCAUGGGUGGAUGCCUUUUGAAACUCUUUGUCAACACCAUGCAGCAAACCAUACGGGCUUGGAUUAGUGAGAAAAAGCCAGGUAUGAGAGAAUAAAACAUAAAAAAUAAUAUAACCAGAGGAGGUAGAGAGGGCAGUUAAAAUCUGGGUGAUUCUUCUUCUUUCUUUUUUUUUUCUCUCUCUUAAAAAUAGACUUGCCCAACUAUUUUUUUCUUUUUCUUUUUUCCAGAUUUCUUUUUAUCAAAUCAUAACUCUGUACGUUAAUGCAUUUAUGGAAUACAAUGUGUAUACCAUGGAAUACUAUGCAGCCAUAAAAAGAUGGGUGAUUCUUCUAUGGAGAGGGUCCAUUGAGAGGCCUAUGGGAGCUCACUCUGCUGUGGCCAGCAGAGGGCGCCAGAGGCUCAUCCUACCUCAAUGUGGGUCAGGCCUCCUAGUCAAAAGGGGCCUGGAACCACAGAGAACUCGGGGUUUGCUUUAACUCUUCUCUUCAAGCUAGUCUAAAAACAGGCAAUGUGGGAACCAAAAGAACCCUCUCUCCCUCAUCUGGUUAUGAUCAAAAAUACUUUCAGCAGGAAAGCCCAACCCCAGAGAGGCCAUUGUCCAGCUAAAGAAGUCUGUGAUGCCUGCCAUGUGCCAUCAGGAACCAGCAACGGUUCUCUCCCCCAUGAAGACCAAGGGGCACCAUUGUCUUCACAGUGGACAUCUGGGUUGCCGCAAACCUGGCCACGUGCCACCGGGCUCAUCCUGCCAUGUGGUCUGGGUCAGCCAGUGCUGAGAUAGAGUCAACUUUGCUCUUGUUUUUAUGACAAUACUAGCCCUCAUACCACCCAGGUGCUGCCUGACACCCUGCAAAGGAAGGAGUGAGGUGGGAGGAAAGGCCAGAGUCGGGCCAGGCAGCACCACAGGGCUUAUCAGUGCAUUAGCAACUCCUUUCUUCCUUUUUUUUAACCAAAAGAGCACUGAGUUUCUUGCAGGCAGCCAACCUGCUUCACGCCUCUGUUCUCCCUGCAAGAGCCCAUAUGGUCAUCUGUACUGGGGAGAGACAGACACCUGUGUUACGGCUACAGUUUUUCAAGAUGCUGGAUGAAGCCUUGCUGGGAAAUCUCACCUCCAGACAAUAUAAACACAGUGCCAGUUACACCCGAGUUUUGCUCAAACUGCCAUCGGUUUCCAGUCCUGAGCUGGGACAUCAGCUUUAAACCUAGCCCGCGUCAGGGACCCCUCUCUGCCAGGGUGGUGACAGGUUCAUUCCCUUCCUCCUGCACAAUUGCUUUAGCACCUCACCGAUUCCCAUCAAAGCCAAAGUUCCUUGAGCACUUUUUCUUCUUUGCAGCCCUGUGUGUGUGGUUGCCGGCGGUUUAUAAUUUGCUUUCUGUUCCCACUCGUCUCUCUCUGUUCUUCAGCUAAGCACUGAUCUGAGUGCAUUUGGGUGAUGUUAGUAAGAGUCCACUUUCUUCAGCCCCUGCUCUAUUUUAUUUAUUGUUGAACAUUUCCAAUGACGAAUCAAAGUGAAUUAAACGAGCUAUUUUAUCGUU